CUCUCCCUCUCUUGUGCUGUCCCUCAUUCAUGCACUCUUCCAUCUUUUUGCCAUUGUGCCAGCUCAAUUUAAAUGUAUCUGCUCUGUAUCUGUUCAAGUGGAGAUAAUCCAUGCAAAUCAGGAGUCGUGGCUCUCAAUGCCUGGUUCACAGAGAGGACUCAGCUUGAGGAGGUCACUCGUUCACAGCCGCUCCUCCCAUUACAUUUUUCCCCUUAUUGCAGAACUGCUGUAUGUAUACAGUGACUGAAAGGACUCAAUUUACUGCAACUGCUGCCUGGCUUUACUUACAACUUUUUUUUUUUUUGUAAAGGAACUUACCUCCAUCUGUCUUUUCAAGCAGAAAUACUGUAAUCAAUCCAGACAGUUAUAUCUUCAGUUCCUCAGGUUUUAAUAAAGUUUCAGGGUAGAAAGAGUCCCUUUAACUCCUGAAGACAGUAAAUCACAGUCUGUGUGGUGGUUCUCAGAAGACACUUAAAGGACUGAACUGGAUGCUCUACAUAGCACCCUUGCCAAAAGGGUUCGGAAAUGACUUCCAGCUUCCCACAGUAAUAAAAUGGCACUGUUUGGCAUCUUCGAGGUUACAGACCACUUACUCUAAACUUCACAAAUGGUUCUGAAGAGUAUGGAGCCUACGUAGACUCAUAAGAGCCCAAUGUUUCCAAAGGACAUUGAUUUUGGUUUCUCCAAUGAAGGCUUGUGGCUGUCCUUAUGCUUUACAAAACAUUACCAAAUCAGAGCCGAAAAGAAAACCGGUAUUUAUGGCACAAUGAAAAAUUUCAUCUUUCCCAGAAUGAUAUGAAGAUCAAUGAUGCAGACUGAUGGUUUUGAUGAAGCUGGGCAUUUUUAACUAGAUUCAUUAAGGAAUACAAAGAAAAUAUUUAAAGGGAUCAAUAAUGGUGUCUUCUGGUUGCAGAAUGCGAAGUCUGUGGUUUAUCAUUGUAAUCAGCUUCUUACCGAAUUCAGAAGGUUUCAGCAGAGCAGCUUUACCAUUUGGGCUGGUGAGGCGAGAAUUAUCCUGUGAAGGUUAUUCUAUAGAUCUGCGAUGCCCGGGCAGUGAUGUCAUCAUGAUUGAGAGCGCUAACUAUGGUCGGACGGAUGACAAGAUUUGUGAUGCUGACCCAUUUCAGAUGGAGAAUACAGACUGCUACCUCCCCGAUGCCUUCAAAAUUAUGACUCAAAGGUGCAACAAUCGAACACAGUGUAUAGUAAUUACUGGGUCAGAUGUGUUUCCUGAUCCAUGUCCUGGAACAUACAAAUACCUUGAGGUCCAAUAUGAAUGUGUCCCUUACAAAGUGGAGCAAAAAGUUUUUGUAUGUCCUGGGACCUUGAAAGCAAUUGUGGACUCACCAUGUAUAUAUGAAGCUGAACAAAAGGCGGGUGCUUGGUGCAAGGACCCUCUUCAGGCUGCAGAUAAAAUUUAUUUCAUGCCCUGGACUCCAUAUCGUACCGAUACUUUAAUAGAAUAUGCUUCUUUAGAAGAUUUCCAAAAUAGUCGCCAAACAACAACAUAUAAACUUCCAAAUCGAGUAGAUGGUACUGGAUUUGUGGUAUAUGAUGGUGCUGUCUUCUUUAACAAAGAAAGAACGAGGAAUAUUGUGAAAUUUGACUUGAGGACUAGAAUUAAGAGUGGCGAGGCCAUAAUUAACUAUGCCAACUACCAUGAUACCUCACCAUACAGAUGGGGAGGAAAGACUGAUAUCGACCUAGCAGUUGAUGAAAAUGGCUUAUGGGUCAUUUAUGCCACUGAACAGAACAAUGGAAUGAUAGUUAUCAGCCAGCUGAACCCAUACACUCUUCGAUUUGAAGCAACGUGGGAGACUGUAUAUGACAAACGUGCCGCAUCAAAUGCUUUUAUGAUAUGCGGAGUCCUCUAUGUGGUUAGGUCAGUUUAUCAAGACAAUGAAAGUGAAACAGGCAAGAACUCAAUUGAUUACAUUUAUAAUACCCGAUUAAACCGAGGAGAAUAUGUAGAUGUUCCCUUCCCCAACCAGUAUCAGUAUAUUGCUGCAGUGGAUUACAAUCCAAGAGAUAACCAACUGUACGUGUGGAACAAUAACUUCAUUUUACGGUAUUCUCUGGAGUUUGGUCCACCUGAUCCUGCCCAAGUGCCUACCACAGCUGUGACAAUAACUUCUUCAGCUGAGCUGUUCAAAACCACAGUAUCAACCACAAGCACUACUUCACAGAAAGGCCCCAUGAGCACAACUGUAGCUGGAUCACAGGAAGGAAGCAAAGGGACAAAACCACCUCCAGCAGUUUCUACAACCAAAAUUCCACCUGUAACAAAUAUUUUUCCCCUGCCAGAGAGAUUCUGUGAAGCAUUAGACUCCAAGGGGAUAAAGUGGCCUCAGACACAAAGGGGAAUGAUGGUUGAACGACCAUGCCCCAAGGGAACAAGAGGAACUGCCUCAUAUCUCUGCAUGAUUUCCACUGGAACAUGGAACCCUAAGGGCCCCGAUCUUAGCAACUGUACCUCACACUGGGUGAAUCAGCUGGCUCAGAAGAUCAGAAGUGGAGAAAAUGCUGCUAGUCUUGCCAAUGAACUGGCUAAACAUACCAAAGGGCCAGUGUUUGCUGGGGAUGUGAGUUCUUCAGUGAGGUUGAUGGAGCAGUUGGUGGACAUCCUUGAUGCACAGCUGCAGGAACUGAAGCCUAGUGAAAAAGAUUCAGCUGGACGGAGUUAUAACAAGCUCCAAAAACGAGAGAAGACAUGCAGGGCUUACCUUAAGGCAAUUGUUGACACAGUGGACAACCUUCUGAGACCUGAAGCUUUGGAAUCAUGGAAACAUAUGAAUUCUUCUGAACAAGCACAUACUGCAACAAUGUUACUCGAUACAUUGGAAGAAGGAGCUUUUGUCCUAGCUGACAAUCUUUUAGAACCAACAAGGGUCUCAAUGCCCACAGAAAAUAUUGUCCUGGAAGUUGCCGUACUCAGUACAGAAGGACAAAUCCAGGACUUUAAAUUUCCUCUGGGCAUCAAAGGAGCAGGCAGCUCAAUCCAGCUCUCUGCAAAUACCGUCAAACAGAACAGCAGGAACGGGCUUGCAAAGUUGGUGUUCAUCAUUUACCGGAGCCUGGGACAGUUCCUUAGUACAGAAAAUGCAACCAUUAAACUGGGUGCUGACUUUAUUGGUCGUAAUAGCACCAUUGCAGUGAAUUCUCACGUCAUUUCAGUUUCAAUCAAUAAAGAGUCCAGCCGAGUAUACCUGACUGAUCCUGUGCUUUUUACCCUGCCACACAUUGAUCCUGACAAUUAUUUCAAUGCAAACUGCUCCUUCUGGAACUACUCAGAGAGAACUAUGAUGGGAUAUUGGUCUACCCAGGGCUGCAAGCUGGUUGACACUAAUAAAACUCGAACAACGUGUGCAUGCAGCCACCUAACCAAUUUUGCAAUCCUCAUGGCCCACAGGGAAAUUGCAUAUAAAGAUGGCGUUCAUGAAUUACUUCUUACAGUCAUCACCUGGGUGGGAAUUGUCAUUUCCCUUGUUUGCCUGGCUAUCUGCAUCUUCACCUUCUGCUUUUUCCGUGGCCUACAGAGCGACCGAAAUACUAUUCACAAGAACCUUUGUAUCAAUCUUUUCAUUGCUGAAUUUAUUUUCCUAAUAGGCAUUGAUAAGACAAAAUAUGCGAUUGCAUGCCCAAUAUUUGCAGGACUUCUACACUUUUUCUUUUUGGCAGCUUUUGCUUGGAUGUGCCUAGAAGGUGUGCAGCUCUAUCUAAUGUUAGUUGAAGUUUUUGAAAGUGAAUAUUCAAGGAAAAAAUAUUACUAUGUUGCUGGUUACUUGUUUCCUGCCACAGUUGUUGGAGUUUCAGCUGCUAUUGACUAUAAGAGCUAUGGAACAGAAAAAGCUUGCUGGCUUCAUGUUGAUAACUACUUUAUAUGGAGCUUCAUUGGACCUGUUACCUUCAUUAUUCUGCUAAAUAUUAUCUUCUUGGUGAUCACAUUGUGCAAAAUGGUGAAGCAUUCAAACACUUUGAAACCAGAUUCUAGCAGGUUGGAAAACAUUAAUAAUUACCGUGUUUGUGAUGGCUACUAUAAUACGGACUUACCUGGGUCUUGGGUGCUUGGCGCUUUCGCUCUUCUGUGUCUUCUUGGCCUCACCUGGUCAUUUGGGUUGCUUUUUAUUAAUGAGGAGACUAUUGUGAUGGCAUAUCUCUUCACCAUAUUUAAUGCUUUCCAGGGAGUGUUCAUUUUCAUCUUUCACUGUGCUCUCCAAAAGAAAGUACGAAAAGAAUAUGGCAAGUGCUUCAGACACUCAUACUGCUGUGGAGGCCUCCCAACUGAGAGUCCCCACAGUUCAGUGAAGGCAUCAACCACCAGAACCAGUGCUCGCUAUUCCUCUGGCACACAGAGUCGUAUAAGAAGAAUGUGGAAUGAUACUGUGAGAAAACAAUCUGAAUCUUCUUUUAUCUCAGGUGACAUCAAUAGCACUUCAACACUUAAUCAAGGAAUGACUGGCAAUUACCUACUAACAAACCCUCUUCUUCGACCCCACGGCACUAACAACCCCUAUAACACAUUGCUCGCCGAAACAGUUGUAUGUAAUGCCCCUUCAGCUCCUGUAUUUAACUCACCAGCAACCUACAGAGAGACAAGACAUUCACUGAACAAUGCCAGGGAUACAAGUGCCAUGGAUACUCUACCGCUAAAUGGUAAUUUUAACAACAGCUACUCGCUGCGCAAGGGUGAUUAUAAUGACAGCGUGCAAGUUGUGGACUGUGGACUAAGUCUGAAUGAUACUGCUUUUGAGAAAAUGAUCAUUUCAGAAUUAGUGCACAACAACUUACGGGGCAGCAGCAAGACUCACAACCUCGAGCUCACGCUACCAGUCAAACCUGUGAUUGGAGGUAGCAGCAGUGAAGAUGAUGCUAUUGUGGCAGAUGCUUCAUCUUUAAUGCACAGCGACAACCCAGGGCUGGAGCUCCAUCACAAAGAACUCAAGGCACCGCUUAUUCCUCAGCGGACUCACUCCCUUCUGUACCAACCCCAGAAGAAAGUGAAGUCUGAGGGAACUGACAGCUAUGUCUCCCAGCUGACAGCAGAGGCUGAAGAUCACCUACAGUCCCCCAACAGAGACUCUCUUUAUACAAGCAUGCCCAAUCUUAGAGACUCUCCCUAUCCGGAGAGCAGCCCUGACAUGGAAGAAGACCUCUCUCCCUCCAGGAGGAGUGAGAAUGAGGACAUUUACUAUAAAAGCAUGCCAAAUCUUGGGGCUGGCCAUCAGCUUCAGAUGUGCUACCAGAUCAGCAGGGGCAAUAGUGAUGGUUAUAUAAUCCCCAUUAACAAAGAAGGAUGUAUUCCAGAAGGAGAUGUUAGAGAAGGACAAAUGCAGCUGGUUACAAGUCUUUAAUCAUACAGCUAAGGAAUUCCAAGGGCCACAUGAAAGUAUUAAUAAAUAAAGACACCAUUGGCCUAACGCAGCUCCCUCAAACUCGGCUUGAAGAGAUGACUCUUGACCUGUGGUUCUCCAGUGUAAAAAAGAUGACUGAACCUUGCAGUUCUGUGAAUUUUUAUAAAACAUACAAAAACUUUGUAUAUACACAGAGUAUACUAAAGUGAAUUAUUUGUUACAAAGAAAAGAGAUGCCAACCAGGUAUUUUAAGAUUCUGCUGCUGUUUAGAGAAAUUGUGAAACAAGCAAAACAAAACUUUCCAGCCAUUUUACUGCAGCAAUCUGUGAACUGAAUUUGUAAAUAUGGCUGCACCAUUUUUGUAGGCCUGCAUUGUAUUAUAUACAAGACGUAGGCUUUAAAAUCCUGUGGGACAAAUUUACUGUACCUUACUAUUCCUGACAAGACUUGGAAAAGCAGGAGAGAUAUUCUGCAUCAGUUUGCAGUUCACUGCAAAUCUUUUACAUUAAGGCAAAGAUUGAAAACAUGCUUAACCACUAGCAAUCAAGCCACAGGCCUUAUUUCAUAUGUUUCCUCAACUGUACAAUGAACUAUUCUCAUGAAAAAUGGCUAAAGAAAUUAUAUUUUGUUCUAUUGCUAGGGUAAAAUAAAUACAUUUGUGUCCAACUGAAAUAUAAUUGUCAUUAAAAUAAUUUUAAAGAGUGAAGAAAAUAUUGUGAAAAGCUCUUGGUUGCACAUGUUAUGAAAUGUUUUUUCUUACACUUUGUCAUGGUAAGUUCUACCCAUUUUCACUUCUUUUCCACUGUGUACAGUGUUCUGCUUUGAGAAGUUAGUCUUUAUUACUUACAUUUAAAUUUCUUAUUGCCAAAAGAACGUGUUUUAUGGGGAGAAACAAACUCUUUGAAGCCAGUUAUGCCAUGCCUUGCACAAAAGUGGUGAAAUCUAGAAAAGAUUGUGUGUCACCCCUGUUUAUUCUUGAACAGAGGGCAAAGAGGGCACUGGGCACUUCUCACAAACUUUCUAGUGAACAAAAGGUGCCUAUUCUUUUUUAAAAAAAUAAAAUAAAACAUAAAUAUUACUCUUCCAUAUUCCUUCUGCCUAUAUUUAGUAAUUAAUUUAUUUUAUGAUAAAGUUCUAAUGAAAUGUAAAUUGUUUCAGCAAAAUUCUGCUUUUUUUUCAUCCCUUUGUGUAAACCUGUUAAUAAUGAGCCCAUCACUAAUAUCCAGUGUAAAGUUUAACACGGUUUGACAGUAAAUAAAUGUGAAUUUUUUCAAGUAGU
Molecule: messenger RNA, 6630 nt
Organism: Nomascus leucogenys (northern white-cheeked gibbon)
Lineage: Eukaryota; Metazoa; Chordata; Mammalia; Primates; Hylobatidae
Source: RefSeq, a predicted model, not a curated record